GACUAAUUUCACUCAGCAUAAUGCCUUCCAGAUUCCUCUAUGUUACAAAAUGUUUCACGGAUUCAUCAUUGUUCCUUAUCGAUGUAUAGUAUAACAUUGUAUGAAUAUACCAUAAUUUAUUUAUCAAUUCAUCCAUUGAUGGGCACCUUGGUUGCUUCCAUCUUUUUGCUGUUGUAAACAGUGCUGAAAUGAACGUGGGUGUGCAUAUAUUUUAUUUCUCUAGGAUAUAUUCUAAGGAGUGGGAUUGCUGGAUUGUAUGGUAGUUCUAUCUCUAGCUUUUUAAGGAAGCGCCAAAUCUAUUUCCAAAGUGGUUGUACCAUUUUACAUUCCCACCAGCAGGGUAUAAGUGUUCCAGUCUCUCCACAAGCACUUGGUUCUUUUUAUAUUUUCCAUUUCUUUGCAGCAAGUCCCUAUCUCUUCCCUCAUAGAGACUGUAUUUUACAUUAAGUCCUUGGACCAUCUCAGCAUUGGUUUCUCUUGACUGCUUUCUUACUUGACUUGGGUCACAUUUUCCUGUUUCUUUACAUGUCUAAAAGUUUUGGAUUAAUUCUGGGUAUGGUGGGUGAUACAUUGUGGGCUAAGGAUUCUGUUAUAUUCCGCUGCAGAGAGUUGGUUUCUGUUCUGGCAGGCAGUUCACUUAUUGACUGAUCAUCCUCAACUUGUGUAGGCUUGGCUUUGUGCUUUGUCGUGACAAAUCUUUGGAAAGUGUGACGUGUUUCUCAAGUCCUUUCAACUUGAUGAGACCUGCCACUAAGCUGGGUCUCCUCCAUGCAUCUUGUUGAGGCUUGGCUUUAGGAAUUGUGGUUUUCCAGGGUGCUGUGGAUAUUAAUUAGGUCACUGAUGAGUCUUUGUAUCUCUUUUGCUCUUAACCCUGCAGCAACUGCUCUUUGUUAAUAUUUGGAGAGUUUCAUCAACCCUUGGCCAAGCAUUCUUGGUGAAACCCCACCCCCAUAGCUCCCUCCUCUCCAGAGCCCUGUCCUUCAGUUUUCAGCCACUACAGCACCUCUGAAGUCUGAUCUCUGUCUCCUCAACUAAGUGGUCACACUAAGUGGCCUCUGCACCGUGGUUGGAAAGUUGUCCCCAAGCAGACAGCUAGGAUGACUAUGGGGCCCACUUCAUGAAUCCAUUCUUGCAGGGAUUGCAUUCUCCCCUGCCGAUUGUCCAACGCCUUAAAACAGUUCCUCAAUCGUUUUCUUUCUGUUUACAGUGGGCGGGCUUGUCUAUGAUACCAGUUACUCUGCUAUGACCAGAAGCUGAAUUUCCCAACUAAUAUUUGCUGAGGAUUUAAUGUAUGCCACACUAGCACACCGGGUGCCGCAUGAAUGAAAUGUGUGGGUUCCCUUUUAAACAAAAAUAAAUAUACUGGCGUCCAUAAGGGAAAGUUGUAAUAGCAGAUGAAUCCUUUUUUACCUCUCUUUUUUUUCAUGCUUGAAAAAACUUGCCUUCUUAUUUUUUCAGUUUCUUAAUGAUUUUCUGAUUUAGAUGGAAUUGUUUGAGUGAAGUGGGAGGGAUAAGUACAUUGCUUUUUAUACCUCAAGGAAAAAGCAACUAUUAAAAGCUAGAUAUUACCCUAAUCUCUGAUUUAAGACAGUCAGGUGACUCUCAUGAAAACAUCAUCAACAGGUAUAUAUAUUUUGGAUUGUACUAGUUAGUAUUAUCUAUUAGUAAUGCUCUGAUAUUUAUAUCAGAGUCAGUUCUCUCAUAGCUUUUAAGGAUCGACUGAUAAUCCAAUACAGGAUGAGGAAUAUGGGCAAGAAAUAGUAUAUGCCCCUUUGAAAAAUAUCUUAAUAUUAACUUUGCCAUUUAGCAUUUCUCUUCUCUUUGAAAUUUUGAUAGCAUUAGCCAUAAAAUAGCAUUUACUUAGUUCUAGGAUGAAGAAGCUGUGACAGUCUGCUUCUAUAAAGAGUAAAGCCUUGGAAACCCUGUGAGGCAGUUCUAGUCUAUCCCAUAGGGUCACUAUGAGUAGAAAUCGAUUUGAUGCCAGUGGUUAUCAUUUAGUACAAGGCAAUAAAACUGUUGUUAGGUAGUCAGUAUUUGCUGUAAACGCCCUUUGAGCCCAAGGUUAAAAAUUUCAGGUGUGACAGGUUUUCCUUAACUUCCCAAAAAGACCAGUUUUCAACAUGGCACUCAAAAGAAGUCACUUGGAAAUUUCAUUGCACCUUUUAGGGGAGAGCUCUUUUCUCUUCAAGCUUAUCAUUAUUAUGGAAGCAUCUGAUCAUUUCAACGUAGGGCUUUAUUUCUAGGGCGCUGGUGGUUUCGUCCAGCCUUACUUUUCAGUCUGUAGAUAGGUAUAGAUACAGAAGUGUUAGGUGCAGCAGAGCUGUUUACCUGGAAGCCCAUAGUGAAAAUCCUUCGUGAUUGGCAUUCUUCUACUUGGUCUGGACAUGUGAAAACCAAGAGAGAAUGUUAUAAAGUGGGCAGGGUGAUGGUGGAAGUUUAGAUACGGAAUUAGUGGUUUGCUCUGUGGCUGCAAGUUUAUAUUCCUUCGGAACAGAAGAGCCCCUGGGUGGUGCACACAGUUGGUGUGCUUGGCUGUUAACUGAAAGGUUAGAAAUUUGAGUGUACCUAGGUGUCUGAAAGAAAGGCCUGGAGACCUACCUCUGAAUAAGCAGCAGAGUACAGCUCUACUCUGACAUAUGGCGUCACCAUGAGUUAGAGUCCACUCAAUAUCAAUUUUUUUUUCUUAAAUCCGUUGAGCAGUUUCAAAAGAUCCAUGACUGACUCCAAGGGUUCUGGAGGUGGGGGUGUUUCAGUCAUCUGGUGCUGCUAUAAUAAAUACCACAAGUAAAUGCCUUCAACAUAGAAAUUUAUUCUAUCACAGUCUAGCUAAUAGGCUCCAAGUCUAAAUUCAGGGUGCUGGCUCUAGGCUUCCUCUCUCUCUCGGCUCUGGAGGAAGAUCCUUGUCAUCAGUCUUCCCCUGGUCUAGGAGCUCCUCUGUGCAGGAACCCCAGGCCCAAAAGACACAUUCUGCUCCUGGUGCUGCUUUCUUGGUUGUGUCCCAGCGAGAGGCUCUGCCAAGACCUGCUUCUCCCCAGAGAGCCAUUCCAUCCCAGAAGCACUUCUCCUAAAGUGGAAGAACUUGCCAAGCCUGAUGAUGCCGGUUGACCUGGGGAAGCCCCUAGUCCUGCUGCCACCACUGGCAAAGGCUGAGGACCCCCCAUUCCCUGGACCAGAUGCUGCCCCUCAAGGGGAUGUCUCCGGCCCUGAAACUGCCCGGCAGCUUUUUAGGCAGUUUCGGUACCAGGUGAUGUCUGGGCCCCAGGAGACCCUGAAACAGCUUCGGAAGCUGUGUUUCCAGUGGCUGCAGCCAGAGGUUCACACCAAGGAGCAGAUCCUGGAGCUCCUCAUGUUGGAGCAGUUCCUGACCAUCCUGCCCGGGGAGAUCCAGACGUGGGUGCGGAAACAGUGUCCAGGCAGCGGAGAGGAGGCAGUGACCCUGGUAGAGAGCUUGAAGGGAGACCCCCGGAGACUGUGGCAGUGGAUCAGCAUCCAAGUUCUAGGACAGGAAAUCUUCUCAGAGAAGACGGAAUCUCCAAGCUGCCAAGUGGGGGAGGCUGAGUCCCAUCAUGACGUGGUGCUUCAGGAGCUGGGACUUCAGAAUUCAGCCUCAGAGCCUGCUGAGCAACCAAACCACAUUGUGAAAGAGGAAUCUGACGCUGAGCAAGAGCUAGUGAUGGCUGCCUCCCAGCUUCUUACCCGACCUGAGGAAAGACUUGUCAGAGACCAGGACCUUGGAGCCUCACUUCUCCAAACAUCGUCUCAGGAGCAGUGGAGGCACCUGGAUUCUACUCAAAAGGAACACUACUGGGAUCUCAUGCUGGAGACCUAUGGGAAAAUGGUCUCAGGAGGAGAUAGGCAGGAGAGUGACAAAGAGAACCUAAACUUGGAAAACUAUAGGAACCAGGAACCUCCAGAUGCCUACAAUGAUAUCUUAGGAGAGGCCCCUCCUCAGGCUUCCCUAAGUGGCUUCUUCAGUGAGGAUGAGCCAAGUCGCUUUGGAGAAGGAGAGCAUCUCCCUGAGGCACAGGGAAACCUCCAAGAAGCAGGGGGAGGGGAACAGCUGUCUCCUCAGGAAAGGAGUUCUGGGAAACAGCUAGGCCAACAUUUGCCAAAUCCUCACCCAGGAGACCUGUCUUUACUGUGGCUCGAGGAGAAGCCAGAGGCCCCCCAGAAAGGUCAGCUGAGAGCCCCCAUGGCCCAGAAGCUCCCUACCUGCAGGGAGUGUGGAAAAACUUUUUACAGGAAUUCUCAGCUUAUUUUUCACCAGAGAACUCACACAGGAGAGAAGUAUUUUCAGUGUCAUACCUGCAAAAAAGCCUUUCUGCGGAGUUCAGACUUUGUGAAGCAUCAGAGAAUCCACACAGGAGAGAAGCCUUGCAAGUGCGAUUACUGUGGGAAAGGCUUCAGUGACUUCUCUGGAUUGCGCCACCAUGAGAAAAUCCACACGGGAGAGAAACCAUAUAAAUGUCUCAUCUGUGAGAAAAGUUUCAUUCAGAGGUCAAACUUUAAUAGACAUCAGAGGGUCCACACAGGAGAGAAACCUUAUAAAUGCUCCCGCUGUGGGAAAAGUUUCAGCUGGAGCUCGAGCCUUGAUAAACAUCAAAGAUCCCACUUGGGGAAGAAACCCUUUCAAUAGCAGGACUCUUUUAUCCCAUUUUUCUCUCUCUCCAUUUAAAAAUACAUAGCUUUUGGAAUCAUCUGCAGGAAUUGCAUCUCAUAUCCCUGGUCUGUUUUCAUGGAUUGGAGAUGGGAGAACCUGUAGAUGGUUUUGAAGUUGGAGGAUAGAUUUGGCUCCUGGACUGGAUUCCAUGCCAGCUUAAUUUCUUGCUUCUGCAUCAGGAGAAAGAAAUGUCUUCAUCUUUCAGCUCAUUGCCUUGUUCAGAGUCUUCUCUUGGACCCCUUGGGGAAAAAAGUGUCACUUGGAGAUUGACGUUUAGAAGCGUCAUCUGGGAAGAGUUUAAGAGAGCAACUAUAAUUACUGUUCAUGGGAAGAACUUCUGAUCAGCCCUUUAGAGCCAGGAUUCCAGAACAUGUCUUCCUGAUACAGAAGAGCAGGCAGACAUAGAGAAGCAGAUGGUUCAUGUACAGGUGAAAAAUGAACUUGAAGUGUCCUUGUUUUAAAUAAACUUAGUAGAGUCACUCCCGAUCUCAUUUGUGUCUGAAAUGUUGACUGUGUUGACUAUCACUCAACAUGCAUUUUCUCACGGAAGAUCCCAAAUUGUAGUUGAGCUCCUAGUUGAACCCAUACAGACCUAUUAAGUUUAGAAUAGAGCAGAACAGUGAUAUGAUAGUGCUAACGUAAAGACCAGGUUGUGAGAGCUUGGCUAGUGCUUGGCACUGUGGUGUCUCAGGUCAGUCUGUCUUUGGUGCCCACCUGCUGGUGCCCCUCAAGCUGCCCCUUUUUGUCCUGACAUCCCACUUACAUGAUCAUUUUUGCUAAAGUGCUCUGUGCUUUAAAAUUAUCUUUAUUGCCUCCUUUUGUUGGAAGGUGUUAAGAAAUCAAUAGGAUUGAUUUUAUAGUACUGCCUAGAGGUUUACGAACAGAUAUAUCUAACCUGUACAAAUGACCUAUUCUUCCAAAGAUGCUUGCUGAAAAGUGUCCUCUUGCUUGUGUAUCCUGAGACUUCCCCUUCCUCUUCAUUUUGUUGUCUUCAUGCCUGGCUGUAUUGUACUGUUCGGGUGAGGAUCUAGAAGGAAGGUGCUAAUUAGCAAGACAGCUAUCUCCCUGAAAACAGAUUAACUUACAUGGUGGAAGCUCCAAGAUGUUGGCAAACAGUGGGAAGUGAGUUACUGGUUAAUGGGAGAGGAGAAACAAACCUCAAGUUAGAGUCCCUGAGUCCCAGAGAAAUCUGUCAACUCCCUUACUGCAUGAAGAUGAGGGAGAAGACUCCACAUAAUGGGGUGUAGGAAACCCGGGCUGACAGUAGGAAAAAUACGGAGGAGUUGGCAUUGGAUUCUGUAUUCUGCAUAGCAAAGAUUUGUGGGAUGGCAGACUUUGAUGCUUUAAAUCAGGGUUUCUCAAAGUGUGAGCCCCAGACCAGCAGCAUCUGCAACUUGUUAGACUUACUGAACCAAAGACUUAAUGAAUCAGAAAUUUUCAGAGCUGGGCCCUACCAAUCUUUGUUUUAACAAACCUUCCAUGGGCUCUGAUGCCUGUCCAAGUUUGAGAACCACUACUCUAAAUAGUAAUUGAUUAAAAAAUAAGUCUCUGUAGGGUUAUGAGGGCAUAAUGACACUAGAAGGAAUAUUGGGCCCUCCCAGUCAUUUCUUUCCAAACAAGCCUACCCAUAGAGCUCUUUAUACAUCAUUAAAAUCGUGGAACCCUUUGAGCUUCCAAUGAAAAUUUCUUCCAUAGAAAAAAACUUAGGAAACAUAGGUUAAAAGUUUUAGAGGAGAGGACGGAGCCAACAUGGCACUGUAGACAGACUUACUAUCCUCUCCUUCUGAAGCAAAGACCCAAAAAACUAAAACAGAUAUAAACAUCAGUCCUGAAACUCUAAGCAUCAAAUGAAGGAAUAAAGAACUAGAUUAAAUACUAAAUGGAAGAAGAAACUGACAAAAAACAAUGGGGAGAAAUAUGAAGUGGACGUCCCCUGCCAACUAAAAUGGCCUAACGUGGCCUUGAAACACAGCCAGCAAUGACAGAGGUCCGUGAAUACGGGAAGGGAAUUUUACAGAGCACCCAAGACUAGACAGAGUAG
Messenger RNA from Loxodonta africana (African savanna elephant), 6701 nucleotides. RefSeq names its product zinc finger protein 18-like. The record is from RefSeq and is a predicted model, not a curated record. Lineage: Eukaryota; Metazoa; Chordata; Mammalia; Proboscidea; Elephantidae. Gene Ontology annotation, molecular function: DNA-binding transcription factor activity, RNA polymerase II-specific; RNA polymerase II cis-regulatory region sequence-specific DNA binding. The coding region runs from base 3092 to 4636 and encodes 514 amino acids. The transcript is spliced from 6 exons. Gene Ontology annotation, biological process: regulation of transcription by RNA polymerase II. Gene Ontology annotation, cellular component: PcG protein complex; transcription regulator complex; chromatin.